This is a messenger RNA of Pyrus x bretschneideri (Chinese white pear), 4696 nucleotides long. Its product is annotated as ubiquitin C-terminal hydrolase 12-like. Gene Ontology annotation, biological process: regulation of protein stability; protein deubiquitination. The record is from RefSeq and is a predicted model, not a curated record. The coding region runs from base 467 to 4552 and encodes 1361 amino acids. The transcript is spliced from 32 exons. Gene Ontology annotation, cellular component: nucleus; cytosol. Gene Ontology annotation, molecular function: cysteine-type deubiquitinase activity; protein binding; cysteine-type endopeptidase activity. Lineage: Eukaryota; Viridiplantae; Streptophyta; Magnoliopsida; Rosales; Rosaceae.
GUGAUAGCUUUUGUCUUAAGGUUGACACGGAAAUUGUGCAAAAACACAUGAACUGAGAGAGCUUACGAGAGUCUUAUUUUGGGAGAAUAUUCCUUAGCAUUGAUAUUUGUGCGGAAUUACAUCAAUAACUCUAUUUUGUGAUAAAAAGACUGAAUCGCUUUUCACGCUUUUUUGGAUCACAAAGAAAAUUUUGUUAAUUAGUUUAGAUACUUUCCGCACUGAGUGCUGGAUUGUAUGAAAGUGGGAGAAUCCAGCCCAUCACCCACUUGAACAAAAGCUUGAUUACCAGUGUACGAGGAAAGAUCACGUACCGUCAUUUGCCUGCGAAAAGUAACGCACGCGGCCCUCUGGUUAGGUUUUUCUUGAUCAGAGCUCUGAUUUUUGUUGAUUUUGUUAGCAGCGGCAGCAGCAAGAGGACGAAGAGAUACUUGUGCCGCACUCUGAUUUGGUCGAAGGCCCUGAGCCUAUGGAAGUAGCCCAAGUGGAGCCGGCUUGUACAGUUGAUUGUCAGCCAGUGAAGGAUCCGCCAGUGAUGAGAAUCACUUGGACAAUUGAGAACUUUACCUGGUUGAACACCAAGAAGCAUUACUCUGACAUGUUCGUUGUUGGCGGCUAUAAAUGGCGGAUACUAAUAUUUCCCAUGGGAAACAAAGUGGACUACUUGUCAAUGUAUUUGGAUGUGGCAGAUUCCGGGACAAUGCCAUAUGGGUGGAGUACAUAUGCGCACUUCAGCUUGGCUGUAGUUAAUCAGAUCCAUUCCAAGUACUCAAUAAGAAAGGACACACAACACCAGUUCAAUGCAAGGGAAAGUCACCGGGGAUUCACUUCAUUCAUGCCUCUUGGUUAUCUUUAUGACCCGAGUAGGGGAUAUCUGGUGAACGAUACAGUUGUGGUUGAAGCUGAGAUUUCUGUCCUUAGGGUUCUUGGUUACGGGUCGUAUGACUCGAAAAAGGAAACUGGUUAUGUUGGGCUCAAGAAUCAGGGAGCAACUGGUUAUAUGAAUUCUCUACUCCAGACUUGGUACCAUAUACCAUACUUCAGAAAGGCUGUGCAUCAUAUGCCAACAACUGAGAAUGACAUGCCUUCAAGAAGCAUCCCUUUGGCACUACAACGUCUAUUCUAUAAACUUCGAUACAGUGAAAGCAGUGUUGCAACUAAGGAAUUGACCAAAUCCUUUGGAUGGGAUGCAUAUGAUUCUUUUAUGCAACAUGAUGUGCAGGAACUUAAUAGAGUUCUUUGUGAAAAGCUUGAAGAUAAAAUGAAGGGAACUGUUGUGGAGGGUACAGUACAGCAGUUGUUUGAAGGACAUCACAUGAAUUACAUUGAAUGCAUCAAUGUGGAUUACAAAUCUACAAGAAGGGAAUCAUUUUAUGACCUACAGCUUGAUGUGAAAGGCUGUCGGGAUGUUUAUGCUUCUUUUGACAAGUACGUGGAAGUUGAACGUCUUGAGGGUGACAAUAAAUACCACGCCGAAGAACAUGGUUUGCAGGAUGCUAAGAAGGGUGUUCUGUUUAUAGACUUCCCUCCUGUUCUUCAACUUCAGCUAAAGCGAUUUGAAUAUGAUUUUAUGUGGGACACUAUGGUUAAGAUAAAUGAUCGCUAUGAAUUUCCUCUUCAACUUGACCUUGAUAGGGAGAAUGGAAAAUAUCUAUCACCUAAAUCAGAUAAGAGUGUUCGCAACCUCUAUACUCUUCAUAGUGUCUUGGUGCAUAGUGAUGAGGUGCAUGGUGGACAUUACUAUGCUUUCAUCAGACCAACCCUCUCAGACCAGUGGUACAAAUUUGAUGAUGAACAUGUGACAAAAGAGGAUGUGAAGAGGGCUUUAGAAGAGCAGUACGGUGGUGAGGUAGAGUUGCCACAGACCAAUCCUGGCUUCAAUAAUACUCCUUUCAAAUUUACAAAAUACUCAAAUGCAUACAUGCUUGUGUAUAUACGGGACAGUGAUAAGGACAAAAUAAUAUGUAACGUGGAUAAGAAAGACAUAGCCGAACAUCUAAGGAUAAGGUUGACGAAAGAACAAGAAGAGAAAGAGAACAAAAGGAGAUAUAAGGCAAAAGCACACCUCUAUAGAACUAUUAAGGUUGCUCGAGAUGAGGAUCUGACAGAGCAAAUUGGAAGGGAUAUUUAUUUUGACCUUGUGGACCAUGACAAAGUUCGUAGUUUCCGUAUUCAGAAUCAAACGCCCUUUAAUCUUUUCAAGGAGGAAGUUGCGAAAGUGUUUGGCAUACCAGUGCAGUUUCAGCGUUUCUGGAUUUGGGCCAAGAGACAAAACCACACAUAUCGCCCCGACCGACCAUUGACACCUCAGGAAGAAACACAAUCAGUUGGACAAUUGAGAGAGGUAUCAAAUAAAACACACAAUGCAGAGCUAAGGUUGUUUCUGGAAGUAGAGUUUGGGCCGGAUCUACGUCCUAUUCCUCCGCCUGUCAAAACCAAGGAAGAUAUCCUUCUUUUCUUUAAGCUUUAUGAGCCUGAGAAACAAGAACUACGUUUUGUUGGUAGGUUUUUCGUGAAGAGUUCUAGUAACCCAGCAGAGAUUUUAGGAAAAUUAAAUCAACUGGCUGGUUUUACCCCUGAUGAAGAAAUUGAGCUUUAUGAGGAAAUAAAGUUUGAGCCUUGUAUCAUGUGCGAACACCUUGACAAGAAGACCUCAUUUCAAUUAAGUGAGAUUGAAGAUGGGGAUAUUAUUUGCUUUCAGAAGUCUAUUUCCCUUGAAAGUGAAGAAGAAUGUAAAUAUCCUGAUGCUCCUUCAUUUUUGGAAUACAUACACAAUCGCCAGGUUUUUCAUUUCCAUUCUUUGGAGAAACCGAAGGAGGAGGAUUUCAGUUUAGAAUUGUCAAAGCUACACACUUACGAUGAUGUGGUGGAGAAAUUGGCUCGCCAAAUUGGUUUGGAAGAUCCCACCAAAAUCAGACUCACUGCACAUAACUGCUAUUCUGAGCAACCUACGCCCCAACCGAUUAAAUUUCGGCGUGUAAAGCAUUUAACUGAUAUGUUAGUUCAUUACAAUCAAAUCUCUCAUAUUUUGUAUUAUGAAGUCUUGGACAUCCCCCUGCCAGAAUUGCAAGGCCUAAAAAAUCUAAAAGUUGCUUUUCAUCAUGCUACAAAAGAUGAGGUGGUGAUUCACAAUAUUAGAUUGCCCAAACAGAGCACUGUGGGGGAUGUCAUUAAUGUACUUAAAAAGAAGGUAGAGCUGUCUCAUCCAAAUGCAGAACUCCGACUGCUUGAGGUUUUCAAUCACAAGAUUUACAAGAUCUUCCCACACAGUGAGAAAAUUGAGAAUAUAAAUGACCAGUUCUGGACUUUGCGUGCAGAGGAGAUUCCAGAAGAAGAGAAAAACUUGGGUCCCCAUGAUCGCUUGAUUCAUGUUUACCACUUUACAAUAAACACUGCACAGAACCAGAUGCAAGUACAAAAUUUUGGGGAACCUUUCUUCUUGGUCAUUGAUGAAGGUGAAACUUUAGCUGAAGUUAAAGAACGGAUAGAAAAGAAAUUGCGGGUCCCCAAUAAGGUGUUUGCUAAGUGGAAGUUCGCUUUCUUGUCACUUGGUCGUCCUGAGUACUUGCAGGAUUCUGAUGUUGUUUCCAGCCGUUUUCAGAGAAGAGAUGUUUCUGGUGCAUGGGAGCAGUACCUUGGGUUGGAGCACUCUGAUAAAGCUCCUAAGAGCGCUCACGCAACAAAUCAAUACCUUGGGUUGCAGCACUCUGAUAAAGCUCCUAAGGGAGCUCGCACCGCAAAUCAAGCAAGUGCUGUUGUAAAUACUUCUUUUCCAACCUCUAUUUGCCAGGCAGAGCCAACUCCACAAGAAGAUGCUGCCCAAGUAACCUUAGAGUUCAUGGUGUCUAAUGUCGGCCAUGAGACAGCAAGCAGAGAAGUUGAAAAGCAAAAUGAUGACCUGGAUGGCCCUGCUUCUCAAGCAGUUGAUCGAACUCUGAGAAGACUUUCUGCUGCAGAGGAUCUAUUGAAGUCCACUUCAGCCAGAGAACCAUCAGUAGAGGCUUUGGCUGCAUUAGACACUGUGAGCCGCUAUGCAAGUAGCAGCCUUGACACACUCUGCACAAAUGGGGCUUAUGAGGAGUUCAAAGCAGCCUUGAAACUCGUGACUGAACAAGGGAUGAUCCCUUCAACGACCACUUCCAUGUUCAAGGAUCUUCUUUCGUCUUUGGAGGGUGAAAUGCCGAAGUACGUGGAUGCAGUAAAAGAGCUUGCCCAAACUGAAGGUUUUCCCGUCGAACACGAAAAGAUAAAAGCUCAAAUGGGACUGGCCGUGCAGAAAUGCCAAGAGAGAAAAGACAUUGUGGCCAAUUAUGAUGCCAAGGUUACAGAACUCGAGGCUGAACUGGCCCGAGUAAAGGCAGAACGAGCUAAGGCAAUGGCGGAUCUAGAAACUGCGGUGGAUGAAAUGGAACCUCUUAAGCAGAGGUUCGCAGAUAGCUCUUUAAAAUCUGAAAACAUGAUUGUGAGGCAGACUACAUUGGCAUUACAAAAGCGUGGCUCUGUUGGAACCUGGGCCGUCCUACAAGAUGCACUGAAGAAGUACUUUAAGUUUUAGAAAUAAUUGCUUUUGUUAAUAAGCCCUUUCUUGGCCCAAAAGUUUGUAUGAACAUGCAAAGAAAUGAACGCGUCGUGCGUAAUUCAGGUAGCUUGUUUCCUCACAUUGCUCGAGUCUGAAUGGGAAGGAAGAUAAUUGUGCUGA